This is a messenger RNA of Lepidothrix coronata (blue-crowned manakin), 3372 nucleotides long. It is a transcript of the gene FSD2, whose product is annotated as fibronectin type III and SPRY domain containing 2. The coding region runs from base 130 to 2205 and encodes 691 amino acids. Gene Ontology annotation, molecular function: protein binding. The transcript has 12 exons. The record is from RefSeq and is a predicted model, not a curated record. NCBI's taxonomy places the organism in Eukaryota, Metazoa, Chordata, Aves, Passeriformes, Pipridae.
UUUUCUAAUUAGUAGUAGCUUCUAAAGCAAGUCUUACUGUUAUAAUUAUGGUGGGAAAAGCCUUUGCGGGAGCCAGACAACAUUUUCUGAUUGAGACUCGACAUCUCAAAAGCCUUGCUGAGGAUACCAAUGUCAUCCAGAUCUGGCAGCACAAGAGAGUAUGAAACUAGUAGCCAGUCACGUGGCCAUUCAGCUUCCCCACCAGUCCCAGAGUCUAGUGAGACUGAGUCUGAAGGUUUGAUAUUUUAUCACAUGGAUCUUUAUGGAUCAAAGGAGAGGUUUGAUAUCUUUCCUGAAGAGCUGUCUGGUCGAGAAGACAGAUCUCUGGGGGAUACAAGAAGAGAAUCUGUAUUGAGUAGUGAAAAAGUUCAGUGCUCACAAGAAAUUGGCUAUGACAUGGAAAAGGAGGUUGCAGAGCUGGCUAAGAUGUAUGGACUUGAUGAGGAUAAAGAAAAAGAGCUGGAGCUUCUUGGAGGACGUGUGGAGAUGGAGAGCAGAUGGCCACCUGCUCGCACAAAAAAAGCAGGAUCACAAGGCUCCACAUAUAACGCAUCAAAAAGCAGCACUUCAGUGAAAGAUCAAAGUCAAAGCACAAAGCAACAAGGACUUCCUGGCGAGGCUUCUCAAGAUGAAGAUCAGAGCAAAACCAGAGCAGAUGAUGAGGUUGAGAGCAACAGAUGGUCCAGAGAGGGGCUUAGAAGUGGCGGCAUGUCAGAUGAGUGGAACAGUCAGGCUGUCAGUGAGGAGCAGGAGGAGGAGGAAGAGGAGGAAGUGGCGAAUGUUUUUUGUUCUACCUGCAAGAUACCAAUCCGAGCUUUUGACAAACUAUUUGGUGAGCACAAGGAUCAUGAGGUGACUCAACUGCCCAAUGCCUUGGAAAGUGAAAAGGAAGAGAUUCAUAAAAACAUUUUUCUACAGGCAGCAGUAACCAUGGUUGACAGGCUGGAAGAAUUCUUAAAGCAAGAAGUGAAUUUAGAGCUUUCAACACUGCCAGACUUUGAAGAGCGGGUCAUAGAUUUCUCUGAAGUUGAACAACUCAUGAACUCCAUUAAUGCUAUUCCAGCUCCUUGUGCCCCUGUGAUCAAUCCCCAGGCUCCAAAUGCAGCAACUGGCACCUCACUGAGAGUUUGCUGGGGCCUCUUCUCAGAUGACACUGUGGAGGGAUAUCAACUGUGCUAUAAACCAGUGAGCAACGAGAGGCACGGUGAUGAGCGGGCAGAGCAUACCCUAAAAGUCAGAGAAACAUACUGCACCAUUACUAAUCUGUUGCCGAAUACACAGUAUGAAUUUUGGGUCAGUGCUUUAAAUGCCUCUGGUAUCAGUCCACCAAGUGAAAGAGCAGUUUAUGUGACAGCUCCUUCACCACCUAUCAUAAAGAGCAAAAAGAUCCGAAGCUGUGAAAAUGCAGCACUGGUGUGCUGGGAAUCUGGAGACAUUAACCCUGUCGAUUCCUACACGGUUGAACUGUACAAGCUGACAGAUGAACCAAACGAUGAUACUGUUACUGAAUCUAUUGUUGGGAUUCCUAACUGUGAAGUCCUAAUUCACCUCCAACCAACACAAAGGUAUCACAUCUGUGUUAGAGCCCAAAACCUAGGUGGCUCCAGUGAAAGAAGUGAACCUGUCCUGAUACACACCACAGGCACCUGCUUCUACCUUAAUGAGGACACAGCCCAUCCUUUACUGGCAAUCCUAGAUGAUGGAUUUACAAUUUCAUGCGAUGAACUGGAAAACCCAGAGUGUGAUCUGCCCGUCUAUGAUAACAGCUUUACAAGAUGUAUUGCAAUCCUGGGCAGUCUGAUCCCAUUUCCAGGAAAGCAUUACUGGGAGGUGGAAGUUGAGGAAGAUACAGAGUACAGAACUGGUGUGGCUUUUGAGAACACUCCAAGACAUGGUCACCUGGGGGCAAACAACUCAUCCUGGUGCAUGAGGCAUAUCAUCACACCAUCAAGGCACAAGUACGAGUUCCUGCACAGCGGGAUGACACCAGACAUCAGAAUUACUAUUCCUCCUACAAGGAUUGGCAUCCUGCUGGACUACGAGAACUGCAGACUGUCAUUUUUCAAUGCAGAUAUUGCCCAGCACCUUUAUACAUUCAACUCACGCUUCCAGCAUUAUGUCCACCCCUGCUUUGCUUUGGAAACACCUGGUAUCUUACGGAUACGUACUGGAAUUACAACGCCUCCGUGGACUGCCCUCCUAUAACCUGUGUUCUGCCACUACCACACCUACAUCUGCCCUCUUUCAGCAUCAACUGCUCCAUCACACUCCCUGUAAACCAGCUGUUUCCCAAGAAGAGCAAAGCAACCUGACCCAGAUCAACUGCCAGGCCUGAGCCCUUACGAGUUACAUCCUCUUAGGAAGGAUCUUAGCAGAAAGCCACUAUGGUCACAAGAUCCACCAGAUCUCAGAAUUCUCCACUUAGAAAUAGAUACCAUCCUUCUCAGAGGUGACACUGUCAUCAUGCAGCAGUGGUAGCUGGAUCAUUUGCGUGAUCACUUAGGUGACCCCAAUACCCAUCUGAUGCCCAGGGAACUUCCCAGUUCCAGAGUAAUCAUUAAUUCUACUCCUGAGGCUGCUGAAGAGCCAAACAUUCAAAGAAAAACAAAAAUAGCAAAAGGCAUGAACAGUGUACAGCUGCUAGAGCUGAAAACACUCCAACCAUGAAGCUGAUCUCACAAUCAAGUUUUCUUGUUGCUACAUGAAGCCUGUGACACGAGAUAAUCAAAUACGCCUCCCCUGUGUGUGAACUGUUAGCGCCUACAUACCCAGUGAGGCUUUCUGAAAUACCCAAGCAUGCACUACAGUCUCAAAUAUAAGACACUUUUACAGAAUGCCCAUGUUUCUCAUUCAUUCAUCCAGGGAAAAAAAACAAAAAAACAGGCAGGCUUUUUGCAGUGCUCCACUACCCUUAAAGAGAAACCAAAAGCAUCAUUUUUAUCUGUUUCUUUUUAGCUAUGCUCAUCUCCACUUGGGUGUAACCUCCCUCCACCCUCACAGAUCUGUUCCCCCCCUGAGCACUGAAGAAUUCUCACCCCAGUGCUGUGCCCUUGAAGCUUUGGGUAUCCAUGGGGCUGGAAGCACUCUGGCCCAGCACUCAGUUGAGAUGUCCUUGUUUAGGCUUCAUUUCCAGACACCAGAUGAUCAAGACAGCUCUAAACAGCCUCAUCUGUGUAUGUCAAAACUACCUGAGCUCAAUGAAGAGUCAUUAACAGAGAAGCUUUUCCACAGAUUUAUUGCAUGUUCAUUACAAAAUUCACUGAUUCAAGUUUCCAUUCUAGGGGAUAGCCAGGAACAGGCAGGGGCCUCUUCAAUAUACAGGGUCUCUACAAAUAAAUGCUGCUGGCAAAACUAAAGAGAUUUGACAUAGAA